UCCCUCAGGGCGGGCCCGCAGCGCGAGACGGCGCCUCGGGGCCGGGCGGCGCCUCACGGGCGGAGCGGCCCCCGGGCCGGGCGGCGCAGGCGCCGGGCGGAGCGGCUGCCGCGGAGGCCCCGCACCGGGUAAACACACCGGGUGAUCGCCGGGAAUCCCCCGGGCCCUCAGUGCUAAAUUUGCCAUCCCUCAGAAUCAAAGUGCAGCCAUCCCCAUCCCCUCUGGUAUCUGAGGAACAGCUGAAAUGCAAGGGAAGUUUUUCUGCUAAAUCUUCUUUUUAAUGUGACAGAAAAGUUUGCUUUGGUGUUAACACAAUGCUCUUGUGGUGAAGAGUGCUGGAGUUCUUCACUGUUUUAUCAUAUUUAGCAAUGCUGAACUCUGUGCUAUGCCUGGUAAUAACGAAGUCAGGGGUAUUUGUUGGGGGUUGGGUUUCUUUCUUUUUUACUUACAGAAUUUUUUCCCGUGAGUUGCUAGGAAAGUGACUACUGUAUUUAUGGGUACUUAAAUAAAACAAGAGAGGGGCCAAGGUUGAGAAAGGAGCGUAGCAUGUGACUACACUUCAUUUUCUCUGGGAGUUUCUGAGGGGAGGCGGAUGAUACGGUUGGAUCUUGGGACAGGUAAAGGACCAGGAUGGGGGCAGCUGCUCUCUCUGGGCUCCCUCCUGCCUUCCUUAGCAGACACCUGUCUUUCAAACCAAGACAGCAUUGAUUCACUCAUAUAAUACAGUUUCAUUGUGUAUAUUGCCAGCAUUUUCCUUGGGAAAAAAUAUGGAAUUGAAUUUAAAGCUGCUUAAUGGAGAGCUGAGUUUUUAAAAAGCUCCACUUUAAUUUUUUUCAUGUAAGUUUGUUUCAUUUUUUUUGAUACACCUUGUUACACCUGACCUAAAUACCUGAAUUUCUUGUUAUAUUCAGUGAUACAGGAUGCUGUUUCCUUUGGUAUUGUGUGCAGUUAUGCUGAUAGGGAGCUGUAAAAUUCAAGAAGAUGAAUGGAUUGACCCCACGGAUAUGCUCAAUUAUGAUGCAGCAUCAGGAACAAUGAGAAGACCUUAUAAGCCAAGCUAUCAUGAUUCUGAGGAAAAGGCUGUGGAUGAUUCCGUCAGUACUGAAAUCUCGAGUUGUUCCAGGGUAAUAGAUUCCUUGCAACACAAGAUUGCAGAGUGUGAGAAGAGGAAUGCCAAAUCACAUGAGAGCCGUAGCUUUUAUAUUUUUAAGCGAUACUUGAAUAAGAUUUUAAAUGAAGCUGGAAAACUUGGCCUUCCUGAGGAAAAUGUGGACCGUGUCCAUUAUGAUGCUGAGAUCAUUCUUACAAGACAGACAUAUUUGGAGAUCGUCAGGUUUGUCAAUGAGGAGGCCUGGCAGCCAGGUGCCCUGGAUGAGGCACUGAGUGAUAUUUUGAUCAAUUUUAAACGCCACGAUGAGCAAGCUUGGCGGUGGAGAUUUGAAGACGCCUUUGGAAUUGAUCUAUAUAAUUUGUUUUUGCUACUCUUGUGCUUGGUGUGCAUUGUAACCGUAAUAACUGCAGAACUCUGGACACGUGUUCUUUGGUUAGUUCAGCUGAAACGUUUUAUAUUAUUAAAUUUUUUCAUCAGCUUUGGAUGGAAUUGGGUUUACUUAUUUAAGAAGGCCUUUGCUCAGCACCAGGCAGAGAUCGCCAAGAUGGGGCAGUUCGACGAUGUCUGUGCAGAGAAGCUGGACUGGAAGGGAAGUCUCUUUGAAUGGCUUAGAAGUGUAUGGACAUUUCGGGAUGAUCCCUGUCAGAAGUAUUAUGAAACUCUGCUUGUAAAUCCUGUUUUGCUGGUUCCACCAACAAAGGCUUUGGCAAUAACUUUCACUCACUUUGUAACUGAGCCUUUGAAGCACGUAGGACAGGGUAUUGGUGAAUUCAUCAAGGCACUCAUGAAGGAGAUGCCGGUAAUUCUGCAGGUUCCAGUGCUCAUUAUCAUGGCUCUGGCUGUCCUGGUAUUUUGCUAUGGUGCAGGAUCAUCAGUGUCUGCAUUAAGAUACUUAAUGUCUUCUCAGAGGAGAAGUCUUCCUCCACCUGCCAAUGAGCAGGAGCAAAUAGCCUUUGGGCAGUACGAUGGGAGGACAGUAGAAGAGUAUUAUGUGCAGAGGCAUCAGUAUGUCCCCAGAGGCCACCAGGACAGAGGGGAUGCUUCCACAAGGCCUCUCCCCACAGGGAGAGCGAGCAAUGGCAGCAGGAGCCCGGGCACGGCGCACGCCAGCGACGAGCCGGAUGCACAGAACAGGUUGUACACCGAAUCUGAAGUUCGACUUGAAACUCUCCAAGCUGAAAACUUUACUGAAGAAGCUGCAAUUAAACAGCAAAAACAGGAGACAGACCAAGCAGAGGGAGAGACUGGAGGAAACGGUGACCCUAAUAAAAGCCUAGAAGGGAAAAGUUCUGCUGUGGAACCAUGUGAAGAGAAGAAAGAGAAUGUUUUACAUGACUCCCAGGAAAGAGACUAAGGAAGACCCAGGCUCUGCUGUGGGGUAGAGGAUGUUGCCACUGAAGCAGCUGGGAGUCUGUUUUUCUCCUGGAAGCAGCACCUCUGAUCAUCCAUCCUGUUACUCUGGAACCGACUCAGCAGAUCAAAGAACCCUUCGUCUGCCAUCGUCUCACGACUGCUUUUCUGAAAAGGAGAAGAUUUAGGGUGUUUGACCUCAGAGUGCCUACAGCCUACAGCUGUGACAACUGCAUCACAGUUUCAGUUCAGUGAUAUAUAUUUUCGUAUCUGAAAUUUAUUAAAUGAUUUUUUUAGUAAACCAUUUCUAUAGCCAGAGAUCUAUCACAGGAGAAGAUGCUAAUGCUAGGGCAGCAUUUUGAAGAGUGAACUAUAUUAGAAAUGUUUCAUUCUCUGAAAGGGAAGAACCAGUGCUCUGAUCAUGGUACAAUGAGAAUUAUUCCUCCUCAGCCCUUAGUCCAACAAAACCCCAAAUGCCCAUGAGAGGAAAAAGAAACAAGAGCAGCAAUGAACAGUUGCCAUUGUCUCCCCACCAAAUGCCUCAGAUCUUUUAUUUUGAACUGACACAUCUCAAGAGUGUAAUAACAUAAAAAGUAUGUCCAAAAUAUUUCCCACUGCCUGAAUCAGAAAAACUAGAUUUUGUUAACUUUGGAGGAGUAGGGUCUAGAAGAGAUUUAGAAAUAAAAGUUACUUGCUAAGCUCUAACUUUAAAAAUCCACCACAAAUAAAAUGUUUCAGUAAUAGGAAAAUCAGAAAGCUGGCACCACCCCUGAGAGAGCUGUAAAAUGACAGAUUCUGCAUCAGUUUAGAGCCACAGUGUUUAAAUCAAAUUAAACCAAACAGGACAGCUGCAGGAAGGUGUUUUAUACAAUUCUGAUCACACAAAGAUGAGUAAAGGCCAUGAUCUCCACAGCCCACCACACCUACCCUCUGAGAGUUUGGGAGUCGAUGAUCAAUGGAAUUACUGGCAUCCUGCAAAACUUUGGAGGUGGUGCCGUUUUUGUACUUUUUGCCUUUUAGUCGAUUUACAAAAUGAAGUUUUGCUGAAGUUUUGGCAACCAGGGGUUUCUGUUUUGCAAGAAUCUCACUGUUCCAGUUUGGAACCUAAGAAAACAAGAGUCAGGAAAUAAAGCCUUCUGAUUUGAUUUACCAUUACUGUUUCUUCUUAUGUGCUGCUGCUUUUCCUCCCCAAAAUGAGGGAGCUUUGCACUAUUUUGUUCUUGCAGCCACAAGGAUGUGGUUAUGAGGCCUGAGCUGCUGUUAGCAGGUUAGUGUUGUUACCAGUCAGUCUGAGAAUUGAACUGAGUAGUAACACCUCAUGGAUUAAAAUAUGAUCAGACAGUGGUUUUAAUUAAACAUGCUGCAAUUGUUUGUGCUGGCUGCAGUGCAGGAAAGGCAGUUAAUAGAAGUGCUGAACUGCAGGCACAGCUGGCAUUUCCCACUUCACAUUUUAAAACUGGAAAGAAAAAAAAAUUUAAAAACCCAGUCCAUACUACAAAGUGUUAGAGCAAAAUAAACCCUUAUAUAAAUGCAACUAUUCAACCAGCCUUCCAUCAAGUUUUCAUGUACACAAACUUCCUAAUAAAAACUGAAAAGAGGGAGACAAAUGCCAGCACAUGAACAAACAAGAAUAACCACCUCUUUUCACUAAACAACAGAAUAGAUAACUUUAUCAACCUGACAGUUUUUCUCUAAAGCUUCCUCUAAAAUAAACAGAAUUAUCCACAA
Molecule: messenger RNA, 4189 nt
Organism: Oenanthe melanoleuca
Lineage: Eukaryota; Metazoa; Chordata; Aves; Passeriformes; Muscicapidae
Gene: CLCC1
Product: chloride channel CLIC like 1
Exons: 12
Coding region: 921-2465 (514 amino acids)
Cellular component (GO): endoplasmic reticulum; membrane
Molecular function (GO): chloride channel activity
Source: RefSeq, a predicted model, not a curated record